This is a messenger RNA of Nothoprocta perdicaria, 9513 nucleotides long. RefSeq names its product Dmx like 1 (gene DMXL1). The record is from RefSeq and is a predicted model, not a curated record. Gene Ontology annotation, biological process: vacuolar acidification. The coding region runs from base 106 to 9084 and encodes 2992 amino acids. The transcript is spliced from 44 exons. Gene Ontology annotation, cellular component: RAVE complex. Gene Ontology annotation, molecular function: protein binding. NCBI's taxonomy places the organism in Eukaryota, Metazoa, Chordata, Aves, Tinamiformes, Tinamidae.
GCAUCAGGAUGCGAUAUUGUGGUUUUGGGGACUGACUUUGAAAGAUUACAGAUAAUCCCUGGAGCAAAACAUGGAAACAUUCAAGUGGGAUGUGUGGACUGUUCAAUGCAACAGGGGAAGAUUGCAGCUUCUUAUGGAAAUGUGAUUUGUAUCUUUGAGCCAGUUAGCCUUUUGAACCAGAAGAGCAGUCAUCAUACCAGACUACAUUAUCAGUGGCAGAAGAAUGCUCAAAUCCUACUAGAAGCAAUAGCACAUAAUUUAACAUGGGAUCCCACAGGUACUCGCCUUUUGACUGGUUCCAGUUGUCUUCAGCUUUGGUCUAACAGUCACUUGGAAAACUCUUCUGACAAUGGGAAUGCUGAAAGAAAAGAUGUUGGCACUGGUGAAUGGAGAUGUAUUUGGCAAUGCAAAACAGCUUCUCAAGUUUGUUUAAUGAAGUUCUCACCAGAUGGAGAGUUUUUUGCCACUGCUGGAAAGGAUGAUUGUCUUGUGAAAGUAUGGUACAAUGCAGACAGCUGGAGGUCAUCUGUAACACCUCCUGGUGCAAGUCCAGGAAAACAAGCACAAGAAGUUGAUUUUUCAUUUGUUUAUUUGGCCCAUCCUCGAUCAGUAAAUGCAUUUUCGUGGAGGAAGACCAGCAAAUUCAUGCCACGUGGUGCUGUCUGCAACGUGCUCCUGACUUGCUGUAAGGAUAAUGUAUGUCGUCUCUGGGCAGAGACUUUGUUACCCAAUGAUAGUCUGUUGUAUGGUGGUGGAUACAAUAAUUGGACUGAAGGAAUGAACUUAAAUAACUUCAAGAGAAAUACUUCAAGUAAGGAACGAAUGCAAAAUGCUUUAGAGUUAAACCUGAGGCACUUCCGACGGGGUAGGAGGAGGUCGGGUGCUGUAGUAGCACAUACUGGAUACUCUCCGCAUCAGCAGGAUCCUCAUGAAGUUCACAGGAACAUUCCUCCUCAUGCAAAUGCACUCUGUCACUUUCAUAUUGCUGCCAGCAUCAAUCCAGCCACAGAUAUUCCUCUACUUCCUUCUAUCACAUCUCUGAGUCUUGGUGAAAAUGAAGAAAAAAAUGGACCUUUUGUUGUGCAUUGGCUCAACAAUAAAGAGCUUCAUUUUACUUUAUCCAUGGAAGUGUUUUUGCAACAACUUAAAAAGAGCUUGGAACAUCACUCUCCUGAGACCAAUGCUGAGGAAUUUAAUCAAGUGGAUGGCAAAUCAGAAGAAGCAGCUAAUGAAAAUGGAGCUGAACAAAAAGGAAACCAAGAAAAGAGGGAACUGGGUGAUGAGAAGACAACUCCAAGUUCAAACAUUAUUCCUUUAUCCUCUGCAAUUAUUGAUCAUGAAAUUGAAGUACUGCUUUCUGAAUGGAGUAAAAAUGCUGACAUGCUUUUCAGUAUACAUCCUAUGGAUGGUUCGUUGCUAGUGUGGCAUGUGGACUGGCUGGAUGAAUAUCAGCCUGGCAUGUUUCGCCAGGUGCAGGUGUCAUUUGUCUCAAGAAUUCCAGUUGCAUUUCCAACAGGAGAUGCCAAUUCUCUUUGCAGAAGUAUAGUGAUGUAUGCUUGUACCAAAAAUGUUGACUUGGCUAUUCAGCAAGGCAAACAGAAGCCCCCUGGCCUUACGCGAUCCUCUUCUAUGCUUAUCUGUUCCGGACACAGUAAAUCAACCAACAGUUUAAAAUUAAGUAUCUUCACUCCCAAUGUUAUGAUGAUUUCCAAACAUGCUGAUGGAUCUUUGAACCAGUGGCUAGUGAGCUUUGCUGAGGAAUCUGCUUUUUCAACUGUACUCAGUAUUUCACAUAAAUCUAGAUAUUGUGGACACCGUUUUCAUCUUAAUGAUUUGGCGUGCCAUUCAGUAUUGCCACUGCUGCUGACAACCUCACAUCACAAUGCUCUGAGGUCACCAGAUACUGAGAAUGCAAACCAGACAAGUGACUCUGUAAAAUCUCAGGAGUCACCACUAAGACAUCAGAAUAGAGGCAAUACGAGCGUUGCAUCCCAGGAUCCCAAUGCAGUUUACAGUGAGCUUAUUCUUUGGCGAGUUGACCCUGUUGGGCCACUGUCCUUUUCUGGUGGAGUUUCUGAACUUGCUCGGAUCAAUUCCCUCCAUGUUUCUGCAUUUUCUAAUGUUGCAUGGCUGCCUACGCUUAUACCCAGCUAUUGCCUCGGUGCGUACUGUAAUUCUCCAAGUGCCUGCUUUGUGGCUAGUGAUGGACAGCAUUUGAGAUUAUAUCAAGCUGUAAUAGAUGCUAAAAAGCUUUUGUGUGAGCUCUCCAAUCCUGAAAUUUCUAAGUAUGUUGGUGAGGUUUUUAACAUUGUAAGUCAGCAAUCUACUGCCCGUCCAGGAUGUAUUAUUGAACUGGAUGCCAUAACAGAACUUCACGGAAGGAAAACACAAUUGUUUCAUGUUUUUCAAGAAGACUUUAUUUUAAAUAACCAGGAAAAGGAAACAUCUGAAAUGAAAAGCAAGUUAUCAGAAUCUGGAGGCCAACAUAAUGGAUUUUCUGAAAAAUUCUACUUAAUAGUAAUAGAAUAUACUCAAAGCCACUCAUUACUGCACAUGUGGCACUUACACUUGAAGUCAAUUCCUGUCUCAAUAGAUGAAAAGAUGGAUUCAAAUACAGAUGAAGCAACAACGCAGCAAGAAGGAUUAUAUUCUUCACCAGAUCCAGAGAAGAUACAGUCACCUUUCACUCAGAAAUAUCAGGCUUGUAAAGCAAACCUUCAGAGCACGAGCUGGCUUACUCUUGCCUCAAAAAUGGUUUAUAGUCAAGAGCUGAAUUUGCCAGAAGGAGUGGAGAUUAUAAGUGUUAAGCCAUCAGCAGGACAUCUGAGUUCCUCUUCCAUAUACCCUGUUUGUCAUGCCCCUUAUCUACUGGCUACUUCGUGCUCGGAUGGGAAAGUUCGGUUCUGGAGAUGCAGAGUGACCACUGAAUCAUCAGCUUCUUGCAUGCCAGAAUAUAAUGUACACAGUGAUGUUGCAUAUAUAUGGGAAGAAUGGCCAUUGCUGAUUGAGGAUGGACUUCUUAGUAGUAGUGCCAUUAAUGUUCCAGGAAGGCCAGUUGAAGUUAGUUGCGCGCACACAAACAGAUUAGCUGUAGCAUACAAGCAGACAACAUAUAAAAACAGUCACCAUUCUCAAGACUUUAUUAUGGAUGUUAGUAUUUUUGAAUGUGAAUCUACAGGAGGCUCUUCUUGGAUACUUGAGCAAACUCUUCAUUUAAAUGAAAUAGGCACCAUGUUAGACUCUGCUAUGAGUAUUGAUAGUAAUUUAGUGGCACACAACCGACAAGAGGUUUGUCUGUCUCAUAGUGGGAAUGUUAUACCCAGCACUAAGCACUUGAUUCACUUAGACUGGAUGUCUAGGGAAGAUGGUUCACAUAUUCUAACAGUGGGAAUUGGAUCAAAAUUAUAUAUGUUCGGACAGCUCUCUGGGAAGAUGCAAGAACAAAAUGGUAAAGAACCUGUAGCAGUCUCUCACUGUGGCAAUAUGAAGACUUCAGCUCUCUCUAGGUUUGUUCUACUGCGUUGUGUUGAGUUGAUUUCUUCUGUAGAAGGGUCACCACCUUUUCCAGUCUCCUUGUCUUGGGUGCGAGAUGGCAUUCUUGUAGUUGGAAUGGACUGUGAAAUGCAUGUUUAUUCUCAGUGGCAAACUCCUUCCAAGCAAGAACUAGUUAGUAUGGAUUCUUGCAGUGGAAGUAUAUCGUGUAUAACAAGCGUAAUGAAACAAAGCCAAUCAGCUGCCUCAGAUCUGCAUCCACCAAAACGAACCUUGACCAGGUCUAUGACCAGCCUCGCACAGAAACUUAGUGGGAAAAGAACUGCUUUUGAUCUCUCUGCAGAAAUGGAAGACUCUGGUCUUUUUGAAGCAGCUCAUGCAUUAUCUCCCACUUUACCUCAGUACCACCCAUACCAGUUGUUGGAGCUCAUGGAUCUUGGUAAAGUACGCAGAGCAAAAGCCAUUCUGUCCCAUCUGGUUAAAUGCAUUGCUGGAGAAGUUGUUGCUAUAAAUGAAUCUGAACCCAAUCACGAUAGGAGACUCAGAUCUCUUACCAUCAGUGCUAGUGGAAGCACUUCAAGAGAUCCCAAAACAUUCAGCAAAACGGAGAACACGGACUACAUUGAAAUAGACUCAGUUCCACCACUGCCUUUAUAUGCUUUGCUUGCUGCUGAUGAUGACUCUUCUCAUUCAGAAAAGUCUAAUAAUCUAAAUAAUCAAAAUAAAGAUACACCCAAUGACAAUUACGAAGAUCUUUUUCACAGUUCUGUUGUAAGUACAGAUGAACUUGUAGUAUUUGAUGCAGAGGAAGAUAACACAAAACCAAAGGUCAUUGAUCUUUCUCAGUAUAGUCCAACUUAUUUUGGGCCAGAGCAUGCUCAGGUUCUUUCUCGUCACUUGCUUCAUUCAAGCUUACCAGGUCUCACUAGAAUGGAGCAAAUGUCAUUGAUGGCCUUGGCAGAUACAAUUGCUACUACUAGUACUGACAUUGGAGAAAGCAGAGACAGAAACCAGGGUGGAGAAACUCUUGAUGAGUGUGGCUUAAAGUUUUUGUUAGCUGUUCGGCUUCACACAUUCCUGACAACCUCACUCCCUCCUGUACAUCGAGCUCAACUGGUUCAUCAAGGCUUGUCUACUAGUCAUUUUGCCUGGGCAUUUCAUUCAGUAGCAGAAGAAGAGCUACUGAGCAUGCUACCAGCAAUGCAAAAAGGCGAGCCAACAUGGUCAGAACUCAGAGCUAUGGGAAUAGGAUGGUGGGUCCGAAGUAUCCGUAGCCUGCGGAAAUGCAUGGAAAAGGUGGCUAAAGCAGCCUUUCAAAGAAACAAUGAUCCACUCGAUGCAGCUAUUUUUUACCUUGCAAUGAAAAAGAAGGCUGUAAUCUGGGGAUUAUACAGGUCACAAAAAAAUACUAAAAUGACACAGUUUUUUGGGAAUAAUUUUACUGAGGACAGGUGGCGUAAAGCAGCAUUAAAGAAUGCUUUUUCUUUGCUUGGCAAACAGCGUUUUGAACAUUCUGCAGCAUUUUUCUUGUUGGCAGGACACUUAAAAGAUGCAGUGGAGGUCUGCCUUGAAAAACUGAAUGAUAUUCAGUUGGCUCUUGUAAUAUCAAGACUUUACGAGUCAGAAUUUGAAGUAUCUACUACUUACAAAUCUAUACUACAGAAGAGGAUUUUGGGAAAUGCAUCUGCUGGAAAAGAUAGCUCAGGAAAUAUGCACUGUGAUCCUUUUCUACGAAGUAUGGCUUACUGGAUUUCAGAAGACUAUGGCAAAGCUCUUGACACUUUGAUUAAACAUUCUGUUGGAGAUGAAUGUGAUGAAGGAGAAGGCUCAUCCAACUGUAACCCAUCGGUGUUUAACUUCUAUAACUACCUAAGAACACAUCCUCUCUUGCUGAGACGUCAUUUUGGCUCAUCUGAUGCAUCCUCCACACGUGUUUGUCUAACAGUAGAAAAUGGAUUAGCUGAUAAGAUCAAUCUAGGGGAAAGACGACUGUUUUUCACCACUGCUUACGCUCAUUUAAAAGCUGGUUGUCCUAUGUUGGCUUUAGAGGUAUUAUCAAAGAUGCCAAAAGUAAUUAAGAGGUCCAAGCCGUUUUGCAGCUCACCUAGUCUAAUGGAUACUAGCAAAGACUCUUCACCAUCUUCUCCAGUUAAAGGAUUGGAAGUGAAAGACCAGUCUUCAGCUGUUGACUGGUCACAGCCAGUGCUCAAUGGUCUGGGGUCAUCUUCAGAUUGUUCAUCAGGAAAGCAUUCUAGUUCAGCUCUUUCCUUUGACUGGAGUCAGCCAAGUCUAGUACUGCAAGAUGAACCUUUGGAACUACAAUGGGACAGUGACAAAGAUGAUGAGAGUGAAGAUUCUUCUCUAGUAAUGAAAGAGAUAAAGCCUCUGAAGAAAAGUGAAAAGACAGAUGAAAUAAGUUCUAGCUAUACAGAAUCUUUUAGUGCAAUUGAUGAAAAAGAUAUUUUAAGUCCAUCAGAAGAUAUAAUUUCAGCACAACUGAAGUUCCGAGCAUGCCUGAAAAUUCUUACUGUAGAGCUUCGUACACUAUCCACUGGUUAUGAGGUAGAUGGUGGGAAGCUGAGGUAUCAGCUUUAUCAGUGGCUUGAAAGAGAAGUGGUAGCUCUUCAGAAAACUUGUGAAUACAGUGCUGAAGUGGAGGAGUUACAGUCAGGUAUCGGUGUGAUGCCAGAGGAAGCUGCAUUAACCGAAAAUGUGGAAGACUUACUUGACCAGCCAAAAAAAAUGCUACAGAAAGAAAACUUUCAUAAAAGACGUCAGUGGCUUCUGAAAUACCAGUCACUCCUAAGAAUGUUUCUUAGUUACUGUGUACUUCACGGCUCUCAUGGUGGAGGCUUGGCAUCUGUCAGAAUGGAAUUAAUAUUGCUGUUGCAGGAAUCUCAGCAGGAACAGUCAGUACAGACUCCUCCAAGCCCUCCACCAGAGCAAAGCUCCAUACCUCUUUUAUUUGCUUGCACAGCUAGUGCCAAAACAGUGGUGGCUAAUCCAUUGCUACAUCUUGGUAACUUAACUCAUGAUAUAUUACAUGCCAUAAUAAACCUUGACUCACCACCCCAUCCAGAUACUCAGAACAAUAAGAUAUAUGUUAUGCAUACCUUAGCAGCAUCACUGUCUGCUUGCAUCUACCAAUGUCUUUGUGAUGGCCACAGCUACAGUUCAUUACAAGCAAAUCAGUUCACUGGGACAGUGUAUCAGACCUUGCUUCUAACUCAGCGUCAUUCUCUAAGAACGACAAGCUUAGAUGAAACAGUGACACCCAAUACAUCACCUGCUCAGUGGCCAGGAAUAACAGCUCUAAUACGUCUCUUGACUUCUGCUGGUGAAGAAGCCCAGCCAGGUCUCACAGUUUUACUGUGUGAAAUUCUAACUGCAGUUUAUCUUAGUCUCUUCAUCCGUGGCCUAGCAACACACUCCAGCAAUGAAUUGUAUAGAAUUUUGGCUCAUCCGCUUAAUGACAAAAUGUGGUCUGCUGUCUUCGGAGGAGGAGCUCAUACUUCCAGCAGAGAACAGAUGCAAGUGAAGACAAAAGCUGAUGAUGGAGAGAAGCAGCAAAAGCAUUUCAAGCCUUCAUCAAAAACCUCUUCAAAAGAGAAUUCUCAGUUAUCUUCAUUGCCGCUGGUAGAGCAGGAAUCUCCAUCUUACAAGGAAAAAUUUAUUCCUCCUGAGCUUAGCAUCUGGGAUUAUUUUGUUGCAAAGCCUUUUCUUCCAUCACAAAGCAGAGUGGAAUAUGACUCAGAAGAGAGUCAGGAAAGUGAUGAGGAUGAUGAUAUUGAUGGGGAAGUGUAUUUAUCAAGUUCACAUAAUCAAGAGCAUACUAAUUCAAAUUCUUACAGUUGGUCACUGAUGCGACUGGCAAUGGUUCAGUUGGUACUUCACAAUUUGAAGACUUUCUACCCUUUGGCUGGGCAUGAUCUUUCAGAGCUCCCAGUUAGCUCCCCAAUAUGCCAUGCCGUUCUGAAAACACUACAGCGCUGGGAACAAGUCCUUCUCCGACGUCUUGAGCUGUAUGGGGGUCCACCUCAACAUUAUAUUUCAGUUCAUGCCUCUGAGGAUGCAUUAGCUGCUGGUCCUGCACUACUUCGUCAUAAAACUUUACUUGAGCCUGCAAACACUCCAUUCAGAUCUAAUGGUCAUGUUGCACUAUCAGUGAAGAGGCUGUGGCAGUACUUGGUUAAACAAGAGGAAGUCCAGGAAACUUUUAUCAGAAAUAUUUUUACAAAGAAGCGAUGCCUAAAUGAGUCAUUAGAGGACCACAAUGAAACCAUGAAAAAUUCAGUGGUGGAAGAGCCCAUCGUCAGUAAGAUAGAAACAGAUCUGGGAUAUCCAGGAGGAAAGGCAAGAAUAAUUCAUAAAGAAUCUGACAUCAUUACUGCUUUUGCCGUCAAUAAAGCAAAUCGAAACUGCAUUGCCAUUGCAUCAAGUCAUGACAUUCAAGAAUUAGAUGUUUCUGCAAUUUUAGCUACACAAAUCUAUACCUGGGUUGAUGAUGACAUAGAAGCAGAAAAUAAAGGGGCUGAUGAUUUUCUAGUUAUACAUGCUCGAGAUGACCUGGUAAAUGUUCAGGGGACAACUCCGUAUACUCACAGUAAUCCUGGCACGCCUAUCAACAUGCCUUGGCUUGGGAGCACCCAGACAGGACGGGGUGCUUCUGUGGAAUAUUCCAAUAAAUUUAAUGGAAUCAGAAAGGAAUUGGCAGGAAAAGAGAUGCUCAAGAAAGCUAUUAAUAAUGUCAGAAGAAUGGCUUCUCAUCCAACAUUACCAUAUUAUCUGACAGGUGCUCAAGAUGGUAGUGUAAGAAUGUUCGAAUGGGGUCAUGCACAGCAAAUCACAUGUUUUCGCUCUGGUGGCAAUUCAAGAGUUACUCGAAUGAGAUUCAAUUACCAAGGAAAUAAGUUUGGAAUUGUUGAUGCUGAUGGAUAUAUCAGUUUAUAUCAAACAAACUGGAAGUGUUGCCCCCUUACUGGAACCUCACCGAAACCAUAUUUGACCUGGCAGUGUCAUAAUAAAACAGCCAAUGACUUUGUUUUCAUCAGUUCAUCAUCUUUGAUAGCAACAGCAGGAUUGUCUACAGACAACAGAAAUAUUUGUCUUUGGGAUACUUUGGUUUCACCUACCAAUAGCCUGGUGCAUGGUUUUAUUUGUCAUGAUAGUGGAGCAACUGUGCUGGCAUAUGCUCCAAAGCAUCAGCUGCUAAUAUCUGGAGGCAGAAAAGGCUUUACCUGUAUCAUUGAUCUUCGCCAAAAACAGCAGCAACAAUUACUCCAGAGUCAUGAUUCUCCAGUCAAAGCAAUUGCUAUUGAUCCUACAGAAGAGUAUUUUGUCACAGGAUCUGCUGAAGGCAACAUAAAGGUGUGGAGUCUGUCUACCUUUAAUCUCCUUCACACUUUCAUCAAUGAGCAUGCUCGACAGUCCCUCUUCAGAAACAUUGGGACAGGGGUCAUGCAAAUUGAGGCAGGACCAGCAAAUCACAUAUUCUCCUGUGGUGCUGAUGGAACAGUAAAGAUGAGAAUCUUGCCUGAUAGAUUCAGCCCUUUAAAUGAAGUGUUAAAAAAUGAUGUGAAGUUUAUGAUCUAAUACUUAAUACAGUAUGUAAAAAUUCCCCUGCCAUCACCCCCAAAUACUUUUCCUGUAAUAGCCAACAAAGCAAAUAGACUAUGAUAGAGCAUGCCACAAAGAUACUGCUUUUUUGUUUUGUUUUGUUUUUCAUAUUUAUUAUCUGGAGCUUUUAGUCCCUAAUGCACUGAUGCCUUAAAGAUUAACAAAAUCCUUCAGAUUUUGAUAGUUGCCUAAAAUAACUAUAUGUGACACUGAAUUAUAUACUUACAAUAUUCUUAAGGUGUUGCUAAAGUGGUUUACUCUUCCUGUUUUGGUAGUUAUACUCCCUUAGGGAGUGUACCAUCUGGGCAUGGCCUCUGCUUAUAUUCACCUGGCCUGUCUUGGAAACCAGGUCCAGAUGGAAACCUUGCAUAAUGUUGUCCUUUCACUGUGUGGCAACCUCUCUCU